AUAACCAUGAUAUGCCACUCACCCGGCCUGUUCGUGCAACAAUCGCCUUGCCUGCUUUGUAGCAGAUUGACAGGAGGAUCUCAAUCAUAUCCCCUCUCAUUCCUAUAUAUACUCAACUCACUCUAGAAAUGAGUUGAGCGCUGCUGCCCGCAUCAUGGUGCUCUUGCCCUGCAUCUUCCUCUCAUCUCUCGCCGCAGCCUCAAUCAUCGAUGACUCUGGGUCUUCGUCUUCGCCUUUACUGUCCCGCGACUCCUCUUCCUCUUCCUCAAACCAGCUGCCCGUCCAAGUCGGCGGCAUCGUCGCCAGCUACAUAAUCUUCGAUGCUCUGGUAGUCUGCCUUCUACUGCUUGUGGGACGACGACUGCGCAGGGCCGUCCAGGCAUCCAACUACACGCUGGAGGUGGUUAUGAUACAGCCCGGCAAGAUCACCGCCAGCACCGACCCCAGCCCGAUCUCCGGCGACAUCAGUUUCCCCAGCCCCGUCCAACCGUCAUCUCGCGGCGGCUGGAAUAUGUCGUGGUCCAGUAUGGCCAAACAUCAUAAGGGCGGCCACGCCUCGACCAACAACAGCGUCACGACAGUUGACGAAAGCGUCGUGUCGGCGGAUAAACGCCGCGCGCAGGAGGAAAUGGAGUUCCUGUAUGCGGCCGUCAUGGAGCACGAUGCGAGAAAGGCAGCAUCAUCGGCGAAUUCGUCGCCGGUCUUGGAGAACGAGCAGCAAGUAACCACCUUUUCACCGUUGGGCUCGCCUGUGGAAUCGCCGCUUCACAGCCCUCAUCUGUUCCCACCGCCUCGUCCUGAACCCCAACAUCAAUAUCAAACCCCAUUGUCGCCGCGACAGGGAAGCACCACCACGACGACAAACAAAUCUCGCACAAGCCAGCGCUUGUCUCGCAUCUCCAACCUGUCCAUCUUCAGCCCCUCUCGCCUCUCCUCCAACUCCAACAAACUCAAAUCUCCCCGCUCAAUCCGCGACUUGCCCAUCUCGCCUCCCGUGCGCUCGCCAGACGUCGCCAGAACCGCAACCUUCGACAACAGCGCUCCCCUAUCCCCACGCAUGUACACCCCCGGACCACCACCCCUCGCCCCUCUCACAACGGCCUCUUCAUCCACCCCCAAACCCGUACCCGCAAGCUUCGCUCUCCAACCCAUCAGCCUGCAGAGCACCCCGCGCUCCAACGCGCCCGCCCCACUGAGCAUCACCAGCAGCAACACAAUGCUUCCAUUCCGGCAGCAAUUCAACCCGCCGCUGAGCGCGCCGCCGACAAAAACAACGAUUCUGGAGCGUCCGUUGCAUGUCCCCGGUGGACCGCGAACGGGGAUGCCCACCCCUUACAGCCCGUAUAUGCCAUUCACACCCGUUACGCCGCUGACGCCCAGCCGGUUUGUGACGAAGCGCGAGAAGAGAAUGAAGGAUAAGAGUAAUGGGUUGAGGGUGUUGCAUGAGGAUGAUAUGGUGAAGGGGGAUGAUGAGAUGUGGGGGACGUAAUCCCUAACAACUCUCUAUUAUUUAUUCAUUUACGUUAGGGUAUGCGGAGUUGUGAUUCAGGUCUUGUCGAUAGUUGAAUAAUAGUUCAUAAUCUCAGUGCACAAUAUGCGUACA
Messenger RNA from Talaromyces proteolyticus, 1603 nucleotides. RefSeq lists its product as uncharacterized. The transcript has a single exon. NCBI's taxonomy places the organism in Eukaryota, Fungi, Ascomycota, Eurotiomycetes, Eurotiales, Trichocomaceae. Bases 155 to 1489 code for a protein of 444 amino acids. The record is from RefSeq and is a predicted model, not a curated record.